Messenger RNA from Penicillium concentricum, 2868 nucleotides. RefSeq lists its product as uncharacterized. Gene Ontology annotation, biological process: regulation of DNA-templated transcription; DNA-templated transcription. The coding region runs from base 1 to 2868 and encodes 955 amino acids. The record is from RefSeq and is a predicted model, not a curated record. Gene Ontology annotation, molecular function: DNA-binding transcription factor activity, RNA polymerase II-specific; zinc ion binding; DNA binding. The transcript is spliced from 3 exons. NCBI's taxonomy places the organism in Eukaryota, Fungi, Ascomycota, Eurotiomycetes, Eurotiales, Aspergillaceae. Gene Ontology annotation, cellular component: nucleus.
AUGUCAACCCCCCAAGGACCAGGAUCAGGAUCUACCUCCCAUUCUGGCAUAGGCCCACGCUACUAUGUCGGACCCUUCGGUCGUAUGUUACCCACCACAGACCGCCCAUCGGAGCAGCAAUCGGAGCAUCCAGCUAAUUUACAAGAAUCCGGGGACCUCCCAUACCAGCUUCCACCCCCGGCUAGUUUACAAUUUGGAUCUGAUCCCUUUUCACGGCAAGCCAGUCCCCAGGGAAAGGACAGUGGAUCACACCAAAAACCAGACCAUCUCCCCUCCGUGAGUCAAAUACUCACCCCGACACCGGGCAACAAUUCACCACAAUACUCUCGACCAUUUUCAAAUUCAACACCCAACAUAGGGCGGCGUGAAUCUACAUACCCGCCUCACCAUCACGAUCCGACUUUCCAGGUUUCGCCAACCUCUGUAAAUGAUAGAGGCCGUGCCGAAUCUCUCCCGCAACAGCAUACUGGCCUGCCUUCAUUGUCACAAGUGGCUUUACAUGGACAUCGAGGUAUAAGAAACCACACACCGACAAGAAGUGAUCCAUCCGCUGCAUCCUAUCCGCACGGCUUUCACACCACAUCUUCACAUGAUCAAGUACCCAGUGGGGAACUAUCAUCACCAGAAAGUUCAAGUCGGUUACACAACAAACCCCUCCGGCCUCAUGUGGUAGACGAACGAGUCAUUGACGGGGAACUCUGCUUCGUAUACGCAGACGGAUCGUUCUGUCCCAAAUUCAUCGAUGGUACCCCUGUCAACGCAAAUUGGGGCAUAACAAAGGCUGGUAGGCCGAGGAAGCGCCUUGGACUUGCCUGUCUGACCUGUCGCGAGAAAAAAAUCAAGUGUAACCCUAACCCAACUGCCGAGGCCGUAUGUGAUCAAUGCCGGAAAUCUGGACGUGAAUGCAGGUUCGAAAGUGCCCCGCGGGGAAACCGUCCUCUCAUGAGAGGGUCAACAGGGCCAUCUGGCAAUCCUUACGCCCGCGCAAGCCACGGUGCUUUGGACGUUUCUCCGUCCAUUUACGACAGCCUUCGAGCCUCGGACAGUGCGACCUCCCUUCCUGGGACUACCGGCCACUCACCGAUGUCAGAAGCCUCGAUGCUCACGCCAUCAGGCACAGAAGCCACGUAUGAAACUAUGGCCGACGCGGACAGGGCUUUAAGAUCCCGAUCCUACCGAUUCCCAUCGUCUUUAUCCAGCGCAGAUGACACCCUCGGACGAUCCUCGGCACAUAUCGAGUCUACUCGUACGCCCGAGUACUCUGACAUUUUGGGGGAACUCAAGGACAACAACUCGGACGACCCGCUCGCGGCCUCAUGGCAUGUGGACCCCUACGAAAGCGAUCCAGAGGCGGCAAUUCACUAUACUGAGUGUUAUUUCUUACACGUGAAUGACGGCCUGUACCACAUGUUCCCGCAUGGACGAUUUGGCCUGUGGUUGAAGACCGACCCCGCCAAGUCUGCAGACGACAAGAUGCUUCUUUAUUCUAUGAUGGCUCUUGGAUCUGUGUUCUCAGACAGGUUAGACAAAAUGGCAGCCAUGAAGCGAUAUUCUCGUAUAGCCCGCUUUGCCAUUAACAGAAGCCAGCAUACCCUCUCUUUGCAACUUGCUCAGAGCCAUAUGAUAAUGAGUCUUUGGUACUACGCUACAGGGUCGCUGGUCGGGUCUUGGGAUUCAAUAGGCGCAGCCGGAAGAGCGGUAUUUGGCCUUCGUUACAACGUGGAAUCUGGCGGUGUUGUGGUGGAUCAAAGCCAGAAGUGUGACUACGGGUUACACCCACAGGCUUUGAUUGAGUGCCGACGGCGAACCUUUUGGAUUGCCUUUGUGCUUGAUCGCUUCUCGAGCCUCUAUUCCGCUUCCUCGACUUUCAUCUCGUCAGAUGCAGCCUUGCUGAGGCUCCCAUGUCGAGAAGAAAUCUACGAGACUCAGCAGUAUGCGACAGUCCCCUAUUUCCAAUCAUUCCUCAACCACAUCCCAGCCUCUACAGGCGAUGAUCGCUCCACACUAAGCCCAAUGGCCUUUUUAAUCGAGAUCAUGGCCAUUUGGGGAGACAUCUCCCUGCAUAUAACCCGAUUACCACACAUUCCCCCCGAAGCAUACAACCGACUCGCCGAAGAAUUCCACACAACCAUCAUCCAAAAAUCAAAUCAAUGGAUGACCCGACUCCCCGAUUACCUGGCAUUCUCAUCCAUAAAUCUAGAACGAAGCAUCCGGCAAAGAAAAGCAGACACCUUCGUCUCAACCCAUUUGUUCUACCACGCCAGUUUGAUGAAACUGUACAGACACGCCCGAUACCAGAGCCUCCGACCAGAAAUACUAGGCCAGUACAUCCACCGCGCUCGAUACCACGCCGUUGAAAUCCUCCGCAUCUCUCUUACCUUCGACCAAUACGCAAAAGAAAUCACCCCUUCCCGACACAACACUGAGACUCCCACAUCCCUAACCCUCCUGAACCCAUUCCUCGGCUACGUCGUUCUAUCAGCCGUGGACGUCCUCAGCUCCGCUGGUCUGGCGUCGCAGUUGCACGAGUGCGUCUCUUAUAUCAGAGGUGCACUAGAUACCGUUCACGAACUCGGUCGCUAUUGGGAUGGCUCUUUGCAAUUAGCCACGGUUCUCCACAGACGUCUGGGUCUGAUGAUUUACUGUCUCAAUGAGCGCAGCGUUUUCGCCGAUAAACUGGGCUUUGCGCUAGAUGGACCCCCGCUUGAGAUGAAGGUCCAUGCUGGCGCUUUGCAUUCUCAUCCGCCUGCGACAAUGGGUGAGGAUCUUUUUACGGGAUCUAUGCCCAGAGAGGUACUUUUGAAUGCUCUGCGGCUUGAUGAGACGCUCAUCUCCGAGAGUGGUAUUGCUUGGAUUAGAGAUCCAUGA